Kluyveromyces lactis is the source of this 591-nucleotide messenger RNA. It is a transcript of the gene TIM22, whose product is annotated as translocation channel protein TIM22. The coding region runs from base 1 to 591 and encodes 196 amino acids. The record is from RefSeq and is a predicted model, not a curated record. Gene Ontology annotation, molecular function: transmembrane protein transporter activity. Gene Ontology annotation, biological process: protein insertion into mitochondrial inner membrane. The transcript has a single exon. Gene Ontology annotation, cellular component: TIM22 mitochondrial import inner membrane insertion complex. NCBI's taxonomy places the organism in Eukaryota, Fungi, Ascomycota, Saccharomycetes, Saccharomycetales, Saccharomycetaceae.
AUGGUGUAUCGUGGGUUUGGUUUAGACCAAGUUUCUCCACCAGAGAAUAAACCAUUUGAUCAACUUUCGCCUGAAGAACAAGGUGAAAAAGGUGCCCAAAUGAUGGUGGAGUUUAUGACUUCUUGUCCUGGAAAAGCUGCCAUCAGUGGUGUUACUGGUUUUGCAUUAGGUGGUGUUUUCGGUUUAUUUAUGGCAUCGAUGGCGUAUGACACACCUCUACAUACGCCAGCUCCAACCAAUGCUCCAGGUUUACCAAAUAAAGUGAAAGAGCUUGCAGAUCUACCGUUGAAACAGCAGAUAAAGAUCCAGUUUAGUGAUAUGGGAAAAAGAUCCUACUCCAGUGCAAAGAAUUUCGGUUACAUCGGUAUGAUUUAUUCAGGUGUCGAAUGUGUGGUGGAAUCGUUAAGGGCAAAGAACGAUAUAUAUAACGGUGUAGCUGCAGGUUGUUUGACAGGCGGUGGCUUGGCAUACAAGAGUGGACCUCAGGCAGCAUUAGUGGGUUGUGCGGGUUUUGCUGCCUUCUCUACGGCCAUUGAUUUAUACAUGAGAAACGAGAAUAAGAAACCACCCAAGGAUGACUUCGAUGAAUGA